AUGCGCCUCCACGUCGCUGCAACUCUCUUCUCUGCCGCGGCAUUCGCUGCCGAAAGCAACACGGGGUCGGCCUCUGAAACAUCAAGCCCUGCCGCGGCAUCGGCCAGUGGUUCCGGCGCAUCACACUGCUGCGGCGCUCUGAAAACCGCUGGUCUGAGCAUUCAGUACCCCGGCGAUGAGCAGUACGAAGAGAGAAUCGACUCAUAUUUCUCGGUUGCUGCUCAACUGCGCCCGUGGUGCCUGAUCCAGCCGCAGAACGCUGCUGAGGUCUCCAAGGCCGUCAUCGCCUUGAAAGAGGCCAACAAAACCCAGACAUGCCAGUUUGCUAUCCGCAGCGGUGGUCACACCGUUUGGCCGGGCGCAAACAACAUUGAGAAUGGUGUGACCAUCGACCUUGGCUUUAUGAACACCACUACCAACUUCGGCAAUGGCACUGCCGGUGUUGGCGCUGGCUCACGAUGGGGAUCCGUCUACUCGACCCUUCUCAAGGAUAAUCUCCUCAUUGUUGGCGGUCGCGCCAGCUCUGUUGGUGUUGGUGGAUUCCUGCUUGGCGGCGGCAACUCGUUCUACUCGGCCCGCAAGGGCAUGGCCUGCGACAAUGUUGCACAGUAUGAGCUUGUUCUUGGUAGCGGCGAGAUCGUCUACGUCAACAAGGAUAGCUACCCCGACCUCUUUCCGGCCAUGAAGGGCUCCACCAACAACUUCGGCAUUGUCACUCGCUUCGACCUCAUGACAUUUGAGAAUGAGAAUCUCUGGGGUGGAGUGGUCGCGUAUCCCUUUGACACCGCAUCUCAGCAGCUUGAAUAUCUCGAGGAUUUCACCAACAAGAUUUCCGAGGAUCCGUACGCCUCCAUUAUCGUUAUCAUGAACUACGAUUCUUCCAUCGGUCAAGUCGUGGUUGCAAAUGCCUACGAGUACACCAAGACUAUCGACCCAUCUCCGCCGCCUGCCAUAUUCAAUGACUUCCUCUCUAUCCCCGGCAACAUUUCCGACUCGAUGAGGAUCACCAACAUUUCCGAUCUCAUCGAAGAACUUGAGCAGGCCGUUGGCUACCGCGACGGCUUCAUGACCAUCACCUUCCAGAACGACGCCGAAGUCAUGAAGAAGGCCGCCGAACUUUUUGACGCCAUGGUCAAGAAGCUCAACAAGGACGGCGGCGAUUGGCUCACUCUCACCAUGUUCCAGCCGCUUCCAUCCCUCUUUGCUGAUCUCGGCGUGGAGCGUGGAGGCAACAUGCUCGGCCUGGACCAGUCCGCUGAGAACAACAUCCUGUUCAUGACCUACUGCGGCUGGAAGGGCGCUGAGAAGGACGCCAUGUUCGAAGAUGCCCAGCGCGAGCUCAUCGCCGAGGUGAAGGCCUUCUCAAAGAGCAAGGGCAAGGACCACCCGUACAUCUAUCUGCCCUACGCCUACAAUGACCAGAAGCCGCUUGAGAGCUACCCGCUCCCCAAUAUCGAGCGCAUUCGCGCCAUGGCGCAGAAGUACGAUCCCGAAGGGGUCUUCCAGACCAUGGUUCCUGGAGGCUUCAAGAUCUCCAAAGUGGAGGUCCCUGCUAGCAAUGCGCAGGACGCGGCGGAUGCUCCUUCAAAGGGCACUGAUAAGGAUUCCAAGCGUAAUGAGCUCUAA
Molecule: messenger RNA, 1626 nt
Organism: Lasiodiplodia theobromae
Lineage: Eukaryota; Fungi; Ascomycota; Dothideomycetes; Botryosphaeriales; Botryosphaeriaceae
Product: FAD binding domain containing protein
Exons: 5
Coding region: 1-1626 (541 amino acids)
Molecular function (GO): FAD binding
Source: RefSeq, a predicted model, not a curated record